AUGCUGCACUCCGUUGCCAUGACAGCAGAAGUUCUCUUUGUUCUCGGGGUCCUGAUGAGCGGCGCUCAGUGUAAUCCUAUAGCGACCUUACCGGUGAGCCGAGAACGUCUGGAAAGGGUGUUGACCCAAGCCAGGGAGGACAAAAAUCAGGACAAGCAGGCCCCAGAGGAACCGCUAGGAUACGGCGCUCAGCAGCGGCUGCAGGAAAUCAAUGCCUCGGGCCCCAACAGGACUGCCGUGAGUCGUGCCAAGCCGAACCUCAGCUCCCAGACAAGAGGAUCUAAGGGCGGGAAGCCCCAGGAGCUGUGGAGCGAGCAGGACACCCUGAAUCAAAUAGACGAGGGCCCCACCAGUGACGUCACCCUCGCCCUGGACGCCAUCGACGAGUACGCCUACCCAGACUACAGGGGGAAAGGCUGCAUGGAUGAGAGCGGCUUUGUGUUCGCCAUCGGUGAGCAGUUCACCCCGGGCCCUUCGACGUGCCCUUGCCUCUGCACAGACGAGGGCCCUCUGUGCACCAAGCCAGAAUGUCCCAAGGUCCACCCUCGCUGCAUUAAAGUAGACACCAGCCAAUGCUGCCCGCAGUGCAAGGAGAAAAAGAACUACUGCGAGUUUCGGGGCAAGAUCUACGCCUCUCUAGAAGAAUUUAAGGUGUCUCCAUGUGAGAAGUGCCGAUGUGAGCCAAAUGGAGAGGUGUUGUGCUCUGUGGCAGCCUGCCCUCAGACAGAGUGCGUGGACCCGGAGUACGAGCCGGAUCAGUGCUGUCCCAUCUGCAAGAGCGGGCCCAAUUGCUACGCGGACACAGCGGUGAUACCGGCCGGCCGAGAGGUGAAGAUUGAUGAGUGUACAAUCUGCUACUGCACAUACGAGGAGGGCACGUGGCAAAUUGAGCGUCAGGCCACCUGCAGUAAGAACGAGUGCCAGCGGAGCUAG
Molecule: messenger RNA, 933 nt
Organism: Chelmon rostratus (copperband butterflyfish)
Lineage: Eukaryota; Metazoa; Chordata; Actinopteri; Chaetodontiformes; Chaetodontidae
Gene: vwc2
Product: von Willebrand factor C domain containing 2
Exons: 3
Coding region: 1-933 (310 amino acids)
Biological process (GO): negative regulation of BMP signaling pathway
Cellular component (GO): AMPA glutamate receptor complex
Molecular function (GO): protein binding
Source: RefSeq, a predicted model, not a curated record